Molecule: messenger RNA, 2927 nt
Organism: Seminavis robusta
Lineage: Eukaryota; Bacillariophyta; Bacillariophyceae; Naviculales; Naviculaceae
Source: the annotation of a GenBank genome assembly
CCGAUCAGUUCGAAUUUGAUGAGCUACAAUGCUCCACCUGUCGUUUGGAUGCUCAUCAAGUCAAACCACCACUGAUGAUUGCGACGAUACCAAAAGCAUUGGCAUCAAAGCUAUUAUCCGUAGAAUAUCAUGAGUUUAAUGAGGCGGAGACGUUGUCGUGUGAGGGGGUCACUGAAAGCAAUACUGCUCCACCUUGUGCUACCCUUGGUUGCAACCAGGGGGGAUCCACUGCUGUCGUCAUCAAGGAGGAUACCCUGCACCAGUCCAUCGUUUCAUAAUGGAGCCAAACAAUCAUGUCAUCAUUUCCUGGUGACAAGAGGUGGGGGCGAUGAUAAUGAUAAUGAUGAAACUCCCAAGAAAAAAGCAUCUGCCAAUAUCUGGUCAGCCAACUCACUUCAUCGGAUGCACCAGGACUCACUAUCAUUUGGACUGGAUGAUAUUAAUAUUCCAAAGGCAACCAACACCAAACAGCAAGUUGAGAAGAAGAAAGCCGACAAUAAAAGAGGGAACAAGAAACAUCAACCUCAAGAAUCAAGAGUGAAAGCAGAUCCAAAUCCAAAACUUGAUACACAAGUUGACAGACAACAGCCUGGCAACAAUACUAGGCCAGGACUGUUUCGGUGGCUUGGACUGGCUCAGCAAGGCGACAAACCAUCAGGAGAUAAUGAAAAUGCUGACACCAACAACAAAACUGGCAGAAAACAAGACACCGUUCCAGAGGAACCAGCCAACAAGUCCUCUACAACUACACCAGAUCUAGCCAAGCUCUGGUGGGUCAAUGUAUGGGCACAGCAGCUACCCGAGAGAACAGCGGGAGCAACAUCAGAUAGUGUGGUGCUGGACCCUGGAGAAGAAGCACAGGGAAAACUACUCAAGAAUCGCAACAAAGGCACAGAAGAAGAGAGCAAGAAAGAAGACACCAAGAAGUCAAAGCCAAAACGAGUGAAGGACAAGGAUCAACCGACAACAACUAGCAAGAAGAAAGCAAAAAAUGAACCGCUAAUGAAUACCACCUCUCUUGGGCUGGAUGCGACAACGACUGUUACCACUGUGGAGGAGGAAGCACCGCCUCCAAGUUACGUGUCGACGGGUUUGUGGGCGGCUGUGGAUGGUUUGACUUCUUUGGGGCUCUCAAGAGUUCAUCCAGCCUUUCGAAUAUCUCGACCCCUCAGACCCAUCCGAAAAACCAUGGCGCACAUUACUGGGCUUCAUGGUGUCUUGAGUGGAAAACCAACAGGAGACAAACUAAAGAAUGUUACUUCAACUCCAGAGGAUGUACCUCUCGGAGAAGAGGACUUGGCAAUGGUGAGAAAGAGACUGGCGGCAAUCGACAGAGCCCGUGAGAACGUAGAAAGAGUUUCCAAAACCAAAGGCGGCAAAAGGAGAAAGGGUGAGCAACCGAAACAUGACGAAGAUAUGGGAGAUGUUCCACAAAUGUCAACCUUGACUACUGGUAUGUCAAUUCCAUCCAAUAGGAAGUCCCCAGCGGAGCUCAAGGAGGAGCAGAGUAGGAAAGAUCGGGUAAAGGAGAUCGACAAGCUCAUGAGCGAAGCACAAAAAACCUUACAGGAGCUUGCAUGCGAAAAAGAUGUUCUCCAAAGGAGACCCAAUCCACUCUGGAACUACACCGCUGAAAAUGGUCGAAAGAAACGCGAAAAUGAAACUCCAACAAGUCGACGAUUCAAUUUCCCACCGCAGGAUUUGGUGGACGAGUACCUGGACUUCUUGUUCUCAUCAGGCCGGCUAGUGAAGCUUAAUCACACAGACUUAUGGCAAAGCGAUGGUCAAGAGGACGACGAAGAAGAUAUUGAUGAUUUUGGAAUGUCAGAUGAUGAAGGAUCACGAAAUCGAAAUGGCGGCAACAAAGGAGGCUUUUGGAUCCUUCGUCAAAGCAUUGGAAGCGGUUCAACACUGGGAGAAAAGAUCGGAAAGGCGGCUGAAGAAGCAGCAUACAAGGCGAUUGCCAAAGCCGUAAUGGAAGUACUUUCCAAAAGCAUAUCGGCUCUCCAUGGUGUGAACAUUAUGACACAUACCGACAUUCGGCUUUUUGUGGAGGCAACUCCAGACCUGCCACCUGUGUUGAGGCAAGGGAUAAUUCCAGGAGGGAAAAAGAACUAUGCUCGUGAGGCGCUGCAAGGAGCGAUGAGGAAACGAAACAGAGAAAAGAGGUAUCCCGCAGGAGAAGCCUUUGUCCAGCAUGAUGCUGUGGUUGAGACACUGCUAUCGCACUGCCAGAUUUCAGCCCCACUGCUCACGCUAUUCCCUCUAGCUUGGCAACGGGCCAUGCUGAGCAACAUCAUCUUGCUAGUCACAGCAAUUGUGACUGAUUUCUGUGAGGGAAUCCAAUUGGAGAUCCUUGGUCAUAAAUUAUCCUUUUCGUUUACGCCAAUAACGGAGAGUGAUAUUCUCAAUCAUAUCACAAUGUCCGGGCUUGACCCCGGCCGGCGAAGCUGGCAAUCACAACAAUUUGAGAGAGCCGUGGAAGCCACAGCCAAGGAUUUGAGCGAGAAUCUCAAGUUCUUGGAUCGUUGGCAUGAGCGUGCCCUUGGGAGUGGGGUUCUUCGUUCCCAGAUUGCCACUUUGAUUGCCCGACUAGUUUUGACGCUCGUUGGCGACAUUUUGGGUGCAGCACAAUUGGACCUGUGGGCAGCUCAUGCGGGUGGUCCUCGCAUCGUGGCCGGUCUUGAGUAUCGAACGACUCCAACCUACAUGGAACCACAGAUAUGAUUCUGUAGCGUCGAUCUGUGAAUGAACCCCAAACAAGGCCCCGAUGGUGCUGCCGUUGUAAAAAGAUGUCAAUUUUCCCCGUAACUGUUGGACAUCUGGGAUGUUUGUUGCUUUUUCUAGCUAGCUAAAACGGUAGUAUUGUUCAUACUACAUGCGGAGCGCGGAUUAGACCAGAUUCAAAAGCUUAUGUGUUGGGCAGU